UAUCAGUGACGUGGCACUAAACCAGCCACCGUCCUCCUCCGAGUGAGUAUUUCAUCACCACCGACCACCGUCUUCUCUUCCUUCUCACUCUUCACUCGACACCUAAAAUUCGUUUUUUUGAGAAAAAAUGUCCAAGUAUCUUCUCCUUCAUACUGCUCAUCUGACCUCAAUUCAUCUGCGGGCCAGCGUUUCCUCCUUCUUAUCCCCAAAAACGACGCCGUCGUCAGUGGUUAGCAUCUCCACUUCUCGGCCUCUCUAUGACUCUUUGGACUUACAUAGAAGCUUCUCGAUUAAAGCGUUCGACACUAAAAACGACAACCUACCGUCGUCCUCAGAGGAGGAUAAAGCGGCUGAUGCUAAAGUGAGGGCGGCGGAAGCUGAAAUUGAUGGUGAAAAUGGAGAUUUGAAAGGUAGUGGCAGUGAGUAUAAUGAUGAUAAGUAUCCGAGUGGCGAGUUUCAGUUCCGCGAGUACGGCGCGUGGAAAAGCUUCGUCGUCAAAUGUAAAAUGCUCUUUGCCUUUCCUUGGGAGCGCGUACGUAAAGGCAGUGUUUUGACUAUGAAAUUGCGGGGACAGAUAACUGAUCAGCUAAAGAGCCGUUUCUCUUCAGGACUUUCAGUGCCUCAAAUAUGCGAGAACCUUAUAAAAGCAGCUUAUGAUCCUCGUAUCUCUGGUGUAUAUCUUCACAUUGAGCCAUUGAACUGUGGCUGGGGUAAAAUUGAAGAAAUUCGAAGGCAUAUUUUGGAUUUUAAGAAAUCAGGCAAGUUUAUUGUGGGUUAUGCACCAGCAUGUGGAGAGAAAGAGUAUUAUAUUGGCUGUGCCUGUGAAGAGCUUUAUGCUCCUCCAAGUGCUUACUUUGCAUUGUUUGGCUUCGCAGUUCAAGCAUCAUUCCUGGGAGGUGUCCUUGAGAACAUUGGAAUUGAGCCACAAGUGCAAAGGAUUGGCAAAUAUAAAAGUGCUGGAGAUCAACUCACUCGGAAAAAUAUAUCUGAAGAAAACAGGGAGAUGCUAACCAAAUUGCUUGACAAUAUUUAUAUCCAUUGGCUCGAUAAAAUCGCUGUUGCAAGAGGAAAGAAGCAAGAAGAUUUACAAAACUUUAUAGAUGAAGGUGUAUACCAAGUUGAAAGGUUGAAAGAAGAGGGCUUGAUUACUGAUAUAAAGUAUGAUGAUGAGGUCAGGGCAAUGUUGAAGGAGCGCUUGAAACUUCCAAAGGAUAAAAGUCUUCCCAUGGUUGAUUACAGAAAAUACUCAGGAGUUAGGAGAUGGACGCUUGGUUUAACAGGUUAUAAAGACCAGAUAGCUGUAAUUAGAGCCUCCGGAAGCAUUAGUCGUGCACGUGGUCCUUUUAGUACACGUGGUACGGGAAUUAUUGCUGAGGAUAUUAUUGAGAAGAUUCAAACCGUAAGAGAGUCGAAAAGGUACAAGGCUGUUAUCAUCCGCAUUGAUAGUCCAGGAGGUGAUGCUCUCGCAUCUGAUUUAAUGUGGAGAGAAAUCAGACUCUUGGCCGACUCUAAGCCUGUUGUUGCAUCAAUGGCUGAUGUGGCAGCUAGUGGAGGAUAUUAUAUGGCAAUGGGAACUGGAAUUAUAGUUGCAGAAAAUCUAACAUUGACUGGUUCAAUUGGAGUUGUGACAGGAAAGUUCAAUCUGGGAAAAUUAUAUGAAAAGAUUGGCUUUAACAAGGAGAUAAUAUCAAGGGGGAGAUAUGCUGAGCUCACUGCUGCAGAACAACGGCCAUUUAGACCUGAUGAGGCAGAACUCUUUGCUAAGUCUGCCCAGAAUGCAUAUAAGCAGUUUCGGGACAAGGCUGCCUUCUCAAGAUCAAUGCAUGUUGAUAAAAUGGAGGAGGUUGCACAAGGUAGGGUGUGGACUGGCAAUGAUGCUGCUUCACGAGGUUUGAUUGAUGCAAUUGGUGGGCUUUCUCGAGCUGUUGCUAUAGCCAAACAAAAGGCAAAUAUACCUCAGGAUCAGGAGGUUACACUUGUUGAGCUGGUCAAACCAUCACCAUCGCUGCCAGAGAUUUUAACUGGCAUAGGAAACUCUCUUGUCGGAGCAGACAGAAUUUUGAAACAACUAUUGGAUGAAUUGGCAGUUUCUGAUGGAAUUCAAGCGCGCAUGGACGGGAUUAUGUUUCAAAAGUUGGAAGGGGCUGAUUAUUCCAGUCCUAUAUUGACAAUGCUGAAAGAUUACCUGGGUUCAUUUUGACUUUAAUGUAUAAUUGGUCGCUUCCAAAUGUUUCAUCCUGCUUACGCUUCUGUCCAUCGGGAGAAUAUAUUCCUAGAUGGGCGUUGAGACAUAUUCUUGUACAAAAAGAUCUCUACACCGUGUACACGAACACAAAUUGAAAAAUGAGGGUAGAAAGAAAACCAAUUUCUGCCCUCGUCAUUUUCUGUCUCCAUUUCCAUAUUGAUUCCCCAGACGUUAAAUGUACACAAUAUAGGCUGGUCUGUAUGUUAUGGGGCGACA
This is a messenger RNA of Coffea eugenioides, 2461 nucleotides long. Its product is annotated as serine protease SPPA, chloroplastic. Gene Ontology annotation, molecular function: peptidase activity. The transcript has 13 exons. Bases 128 to 2200 code for a protein of 690 amino acids. The record is from RefSeq and is a predicted model, not a curated record. NCBI's taxonomy places the organism in Eukaryota, Viridiplantae, Streptophyta, Magnoliopsida, Gentianales, Rubiaceae. Gene Ontology annotation, biological process: proteolysis.